UAUAGCUGGUGGAGUUGAGUGAAACACGUACGGAUUAAUAUGAAGAAGAAGAUCUCAGCUAAUUCUGUACCCGCUGUGGCGCUAGCCCUGUUCCUCGUCCUCUCAGCCUUCACCGGCCGGAGCUCCGCACUUCAGGUUGGGUUCUACAACCGAAAAUGUGGGUUCGUGGAUGUGGAGGCCAUCGUGAGAACAGUCGUGAGCUUUCGGCUCGCUAAGGACCCGACCCUGGUCGCUGCCCUCCUCCGCCUGCAGUUCCAUGACUGCUUUGUCAAUGGAUGUGAUGCAUCAAUACUAUUGGACGGGCCAUCGAGCGAAAAAACUGCAGGCGCGAAUGGGAGCGUGAGGGGUUAUGAGCUGAUCGACACAAUAAAGAGCAUUCUCGAGUCUAUCUGUCCGGGAGUCAUCUCCUGUGCGGACAUCAUCGUUAUGGCCACAAGAGAUGCUGUAGAACUGGCGAAGGGAGGAAGGUAUGCUGUGCAAACGGGAAGGCUGGACGGUAAAACAUCCCUCGCAAGCAACGUUAACCUCCCAUCUCCUUCAGUCUCAGUGUCCCAAGUUCUCUCAGCCUUUGCUAAGAAGGGAUUGACUGCAACCGACACGGUCCUUCUUCUAGGGGGCCACACCGUCGGGAUAACGCAUUGCUCCUUCAUUAUGGACCGGCUCUACAAUUUUAGAGGGACUGGAAAACCCGACCCAACCAUGAACCCUGCUUUGGUAAACACCCUCCGGUUGAGGUGCUCCAGGACUUCAUCUGUUGACAACGCAGUUAAUCUCGAUCAGAAUGCCACGAGCGCCCUGAUUGUUGACAGCUUGUUCUAUAAGCAAGUAGUAGCUCGUCGAGGAAUCUUGCAGAUUGACCAGCAGCUGGCCUUGGAUCCGCUCACCAAGUCUACCGUGGCAGCUUUGGCCAACGCUACCAACUUUGUGACACGGUUUGGCUCUGCCAUGGUGAAGCUCGGGGCAAUCCACAGCGGUCUCCCAGGGGAGAUCAGGAGGAACUGCAGAGUCAUCAACAAACGCUGAGUAGCUAAUUAAUUAAUGACCAAUUUUAAUCAUUUUUUGGGGCUUCUUCCUGAUUCCGUGCAGCCAACUGUGUGUAGUGAGGUCCUUCUUUAUAUAGCAUUGGCAUCUCGGUUGGGUCGUGUACGUAUGUUACCAAGUCGCGCUGUUGAAAAACAUUGUAGUAUCUUGAGUCGAUUAAUAAAAAAGUCUUGAUUGGAAACACUAUUAAGUGGCAGCUUUUAGUAAAUGCCAUUCGGAUGAGUCGAGAUCUUGAGUAUUCAGUCUAC
Punica granatum (pomegranate) is the source of this 1289-nucleotide messenger RNA. NCBI's taxonomy places the organism in Eukaryota, Viridiplantae, Streptophyta, Magnoliopsida, Myrtales, Lythraceae. The record is from RefSeq and is a predicted model, not a curated record.